AUGGAGGAAAGCAGGGAAGAGCCCCCCUUUCCACCUGGUGCCAGAACAGGGGGCAACCAGGAUAUGCAGCUGAAGUGGGUUGUCCUCGACAUGUAUGCAAUGAUAGAUGAAGAGGAAGGGUAUACUGGUGAUUGGACCAAGGACAAGGAGAUCAUGGUGGAACUGAUGGACCCAAUAAAGAGGAUCCACGCCAUGCCUUUGGAGGAAGCAUAA
Messenger RNA from Dacryopinax primogenitus, 213 nucleotides. RefSeq lists its product as uncharacterized. The record is from RefSeq and is a predicted model, not a curated record. The transcript has 2 exons. NCBI's taxonomy places the organism in Eukaryota, Fungi, Basidiomycota, Dacrymycetes, Dacrymycetales, Dacrymycetaceae. Bases 1 to 213 code for a protein of 70 amino acids.